CGCUGCUGGUCCUCCGGAGCUCCGAGACCCACACACACACACAGACAUGAAGAACCGAGGAGGAGCAGGAGGAGGAGGAGGAGGAGCAGCAGGAGCAGGAGGAGGCUACGUGGACGGUCGGCUCAGACACCGAGUGGAGCAGUAUCUGGAGAGCUGCACCAGAGAGUUUGUGGACGUGUCGGCCGUCGCCAUGGAGCUCCAGAAACUCUACAGGAUGGACUACGGCAGGAGAAACAAGACAGCUUUCAGGAUUCAGGUGGAGAGAGUGUAUGAUGUGAUCAUGAAGGAGUCUGGGCUCAACGAUCUGGAGAACAAACAUCUGCUGAAGAGAGCCGAGGACCGCCACGCUGGUGAUGACAACAGCAGCUCAGAGGAGUCUUCUGACAACGAUGACCUCAUUCUGGACAAGACGUCCACCAACCUGAUGAACAGCUCCCUGACCUCUCUGUACCGUAAGACUCAGCCAGAGUCCAGCAGCAGCUCCCCCAGGAGGGACCAGUCUGCUCCCAGUGCUCCCAGUCCAGCCGGCCUCCCUCCCAGUGGGGGGACGCUGGUCUCCACCGGAGGCUGGUUCAUCGAUAAAGGCCCAGACAAGAACGUCUUCAUCGACCUGUGUGAGGAGGAGACUAACGCAGCAAAACAUCAGACGGACGUGUCCAUGCUGGAACCUGUGAAAUCACAGAAAAAGUCAAGAAAAAGAGCCAAACUGUCCAGUGAAAGGACAGAGUCCUCCUCCCUGAAUAAGAAAGCCAAGUCCAAGUCCCCGGAGCUCCAGUAUCCCAGUCUGAGGUUUGAGGACGUUGGAGGGAACGAGGAGACGCUGACGGAGGUGUGUAAGCUGCUGAUCCACAUGCGCCACCCUGAGGUCUACAGCCAGCUGGGCAUGGUGCCCCCUCGCGGGUUCCUGCUCCACGGACCCCCCGGCUGUGGGAAGACCCUGCUGGCCCAGGCCGUGGCCGGGGAGCUGCAGCUGCCCCUGCUGAAGGUCUCUGCUCCGGAGCUGGUCUCUGGAGUCUCUGGAGAGUCUGAACAGAAGCUCAGGGAGCUGUUUGACCAGGCCCUGGCCUCGGCGCCCUGCAUCCUGUUCAUAGACGAGAUCGACGCCAUCACCCCCAAGAGAGAGGUGGCGUCCAAGGACAUGGAGAGGAGGAUCGUAGCCCAGCUGCUCACCUGCAUGGACGACCUCAACAGUGUGACGGUGACGGCUCAGGUUCUGGUGAUCGGCGCCACCAACAGGCCGGACGCUCUGGACCCGGCCCUGCGCCGCGCCGGACGCUUCGACAGAGAGAUCUGCCUCGGCAUCCCCGACCAGGCAGCUCGCCUCAGGAUCCUGAGGACUUUGUGCAGGAAGUUGAAGCUGUCGGAGGACUGUGACUACCAGCUGCUGGCCCGCCUCACCCCGGGGUACGUGGGCGCCGACCUCAUGGCUCUGUGCCGCCAGGCCGCCAUGACCGCCGUCAACCGGGUCCUACUGGAGAUCAGAGGACCGGGCCAGAACCAGGACCAGAACCAGAGCCAGAACCAGAGAUCUACUGGAGAACCUUCAGCAGGCGGAGAGGUUUCAGAGCAGCAGAGGAUGGAGGUCAGCCCAGUCCACCAGGAGACACGGGACCAGGACCAGGACCAGGACCUGGACCAGGUCCAGCAGGGGGAGCUGCACCACCUGCUGCAGCUGCUGAAGACCACCGAGUGUCUGUCUGAGGAGCAGCUGGACGCUCUGUCCAUCUCCAUGUCCGACUUCCAGACGUCUCUGUCCAGCGUCCAGCCGUCGGCCAAGAGGGAAGGCUUCGCCACGGUGCCGGACGUCUCCUGGGAGGACGUGGGAGCGCUGCAGGACAUCAGGGAGGAGCUCACCAUGGCCAUACUGGCUCCGGUCCGAUCUCCAGAACAGUUCAGAGCUCUGGGGCUCAGCGCUCCGUCUGGUGUUCUGCUGGCUGGACCUCCAGGAUGUGGAAAGACCCUGCUGGCCAAGGCCGUUGCCAACGAGUCCGGACUCAACUUCAUCUCAGUCAAAGGACCCGAGCUGCUCAACAUGUACGUGGGGGAGAGUGAGCGGGCGGUGAGACAGGUCUUCCAGAGAGCUCGUAACUCUGCUCCUUGUGUCAUCUUCUUCGAUGAGAUCGACGCUCUGUGUCCUCGCCGCUCAGGACACGAGUCCGGGGCCAGUGUCCGGGUGGUGAACCAGCUGCUGACGGAGAUGGACGGUCUGGAGACUCGGCGGCAGGUUUUCAUCAUGGCCGCCACCAACAGACCAGACAUCGUGGACCCGGCCGUCCUGAGGCCCGGUCGCCUAGACAUCACGCUGUACGUGGGUCUGCCGCCGCCAGCAGACCGCCACGCCAUCCUGCUCACCAUCACCAAGGGCGGGACCAGGCCUCAGCUGGACCAGGACGUGUGUCUGGAAGAGAUCGCUCUGGACGAACGCUGUAACUGCUUCAGUGGAGCUGACCUGACGGCGUUGGUGAGGGAAGCGUCUGUUAACGCUCUGAGGACUCACCUGAAGACCAGCAGCUCUGCUCCUGGUCAGCCGUUGUCCUCGGCCGGUGUUGCCGACAUCAGAGUCAACAAACAGAACUUCGAGGACGCCUUCAAGAAAGUUCGUCCAUCUGUGUCCAAAAAGGACCAGAGGAUCUACGAGCAGCUCAAAGAGUCUCUGAGCAGAUAACGACCGGACCAGAACCAGAACCAGCAGCAUCCUCCCUGGGACUUCAGUUAUCAGUGAAUUAUUAUUAUUA
Molecule: messenger RNA, 2735 nt
Organism: Centropristis striata (black sea bass)
Lineage: Eukaryota; Metazoa; Chordata; Actinopteri; Perciformes; Serranidae
Gene: nvl
Product: nuclear VCP like
Exons: 24
Coding region: 47-2665 (872 amino acids)
Biological process (GO): ribosome biogenesis
Cellular component (GO): nucleus
Molecular function (GO): RNA binding; ATP binding; preribosome binding
Source: RefSeq, a predicted model, not a curated record